Messenger RNA from Hevea brasiliensis (rubber tree), 483 nucleotides. RefSeq lists its product as uncharacterized. The record is from RefSeq and is a predicted model, not a curated record. NCBI's taxonomy places the organism in Eukaryota, Viridiplantae, Streptophyta, Magnoliopsida, Malpighiales, Euphorbiaceae. The transcript has 2 exons. The coding region runs from base 1 to 483 and encodes 160 amino acids.
AUGACAAGAAAAGCAGUAAAAGGGAGUGUGAUAGCUGACCUCCUAGCUGAAAACCCAAUCAAUGAUUAUGAAGCCCUAGAUUUUGAAUUCCCAGACGAAUAUAUUAACGCAGUGGGCGAUGAUGCUGAGGGUCAAAAUGAUGUAUGGGAAAUAUAUUUUGAUAGAGCAGUCAAUUUAGCCGGUAAUGGGAUUGGAGCAGUGCUUGUUACGCCAGAUGGGAGACAUUUCCCAAUAGCUGUUAAGCUAAGGGAAUAUCCUCCUGGGGUAAGCAGAAAUGAAAAGAGAAUGAUCAGAAGAUUAGCAAUGAGAUACUUUCCCAGUGGAGAAAUCUUGUACAAGAUAAGCUCCAACGAUGAGUUGUUAAGUUGUAUAAAUGCCAAAGAAGCAAGGAGAAUUCUAUUGGAAACCCAUGAGGGGAACUGCGCUACUCAUAGCAAUGGGUAUAUGAUGGCCAAGCAGAUCUUAAGGCGGGGUUACUUCUAG